UUCCCCGUAAAUGUAGUACAGUUUACAUUGUAGUACAUUAUAGUACUUCCCUAUUUGGCAUUUCUCCAAAAUUGUUGCAGUAUGGAUGGCUUCCGUAUUAUAAUAUUAAUAUACCUAUAUUUCAUAUGCUUCCUGGCUUGGGAAGUGCAGGGCGAUUGUCAAAUUUCGCAAUAUAUGGUAGAGCAAUCCAAUCGAAUCUUCACCUAUCGCGAUGCCAGCGGAUCUAUCCAACUGCAGCGCUUGGAAAAUGUUCCAUCUGGUGUCGCUCUAUUCAUGUACUGCAGUCCUACGGAUUUCGUUGAAACUUUGUGCCAGGACAAUGGACAGUUCUCUGUUCCGCUGCCCAUGAGGUGCUUUAGUCCAAUGCAGCCGGUGACCAAGCGGAUUCGAGAUGGAGAUGGUUCUGGAAACCUGUACGCCGUGGGAUAUACCAUAGAUGGCAAGGAUCUCGAGUUGUACCGCACCUGUUUUGAUCCCCAGCAAGGAAGGCUCUUGUUCUCGCAGAGCGAUGUCUACUACAAACGAUUUUUUCCCAAGCGGCCGUUUGUGGAGUUUGUGGCAGAUGAGAUGUUCAGUCCUCAGGAGGCUGCUGCCUAUAUGAAGUCCAACAUCUAUUUCGCGUUUACAUGCAUCUACGGUAAUGGCCAGUCGUACUUGAAAAGUGCCAACUCCUUGGUGAUUAAUCGAGGACAUAUGGUGGCUUCCGCGGACUUCCUGUUCACGGACCAGAUGGGCAGUACAUUCCGCUAUCUAAAUGUGGUGCCACAAUUCAAGUCAAUUAACGAUGGCAAUUGGGAGAAGAUUGAGAGAUGGGUGCGCAGUCAGAUCCCGCAGUCGACCUUUUUCCGGGUCAAGACGGGCGGAAUUGGCAUCUUGACAUUGCCAGAUACCAAGGGCUUCCUUCAGUCGGCUUUCCUCGCCGGCUCCAGGAUACCAGUUCCCGAGUGGACCUACAAAGUGGUACGGGGUGCCACUGGCGAUGGGCUGUACGUCUUCCUCACUUACAAUAAUACUUUUCGAUCGGAAAGGCCCCAGUGCCUGGAUAUUUGUUACCAAGUUAAUUGCCCCUUCGGACUCCCAAAUAAUCCCGCCGAUGGAUUCACCUUCUGUUGCGAUCCCAAGCAGUUCCCAUUUUAA
This is a messenger RNA of Drosophila teissieri, 1137 nucleotides long. RefSeq lists its product as uncharacterized. NCBI's taxonomy places the organism in Eukaryota, Metazoa, Arthropoda, Insecta, Diptera, Drosophilidae. Gene Ontology annotation, molecular function: nucleic acid binding; metal ion binding; single-stranded DNA endonuclease activity. The transcript has 3 exons. Gene Ontology annotation, cellular component: mitochondrial inner membrane; nucleus. The record is from RefSeq and is a predicted model, not a curated record. Gene Ontology annotation, biological process: apoptotic DNA fragmentation. Bases 82 to 1137 code for a protein of 351 amino acids.